This is a messenger RNA of Dichomitus squalens LYAD-421 SS1, 2574 nucleotides long. RefSeq names its product MFS general substrate transporter. The record is from RefSeq and is a predicted model, not a curated record. Gene Ontology annotation, cellular component: fungal-type vacuole membrane. Lineage: Eukaryota; Fungi; Basidiomycota; Agaricomycetes; Polyporales; Polyporaceae. Gene Ontology annotation, biological process: basic amino acid transport; transmembrane transport. The transcript has 7 exons. The coding region runs from base 357 to 2279 and encodes 640 amino acids. Gene Ontology annotation, molecular function: basic amino acid transmembrane transporter activity.
GACAAAUGAGGAUAUCUGAGCUACUGAAAUUGGUGAGCACAGGGGCCCAACGCAGAGAAGCAUUCGCGAUCCCGAUUCACGGCAUAAAAGUGAAACGCCCAUUGUGGACCGCAGUCGAUUCGGGUAUGUCAAUCCAACGUCGAGGGCACGGCCACGCUGCGGCAAAGCCACUCUCUCCUAGUCAGAUCGACAUACCAUUAUGCCGCACGGUGUCUAAUCACCGCGCUAAUAUAAACUCUUGAGAACAGUUUCGCCCUCCCUUGCAGUCAUUCUCAUCACUCUUGUAGUCCCCCUUGUGCUCGGAUCCUUCUACGCUUCUACGCUCCUUUCUGGACCCUUCUGCUUUUCUGUCUCAGAUGUACCUCGCUUACAAGUACAUCAGGAACAAGCGGAGGAAGGCGCAGGCGGCUCGGGAGGCUGAGGCCGCAGGUCUCCCUUCACCCCUAACACAGACACGACCUACCAACAACGGUGCAGCCGCGGAAGAUCAGGCUACCCUCAAGCUCAGCGACUCUCCCUCACAGCCAAAGUCGAGAAGGGGCUUUCGUGUCUCGCCCGCACUCAAAUGGCGGCUCACGCUGUUUUCGGCGCUCUUUGUUCCCGUAUUUUUUGAGACUCUGGACUACACAGUUGUCGCCACGGCGCAGGUGCAUAUUGCAUCCGUCUUUAACCGCCUGGACCUUCAAAGCUACAUCGGGACAGUCUACCUCCUCACUUCCACUGUCUUCCUCCCGUUGUUUGCCUCACUAGCCGACGUCUGGGGCCGUCAUUGGGCGCUCCAGCUUGCACUGUUUCUCUUUGCUGUCGGCAGCGCAAUCAGCACAGGAGCGCAGAAUAUGGCUACAAUGCUUGUAGGUCGUGGUAUUGCAGGUAUCGGUGCAGGUGGUAUGAUGGCGGUCAUCCGCAUCAUCCUGUCGGACACCAGCUCCCUGGACGACAACAACGUGCAACAGACCAUGCUAUUCUUCCUGUUCACGAUAGGUUACUGCGUGGGUCCCGUUAUCGGAGGCGCACUGACCACAACCUCCUUCCGCUGGAUCUUCGCCAUCAACCUGCCGUGCUCCGCCGUCGCGAUUGUCCUUUGCUUCAUCCUCCUCCGCGGUCGCACCAAGGGCUCCCAGCCCCGCCGUAACCCGCUCAAUCAGGACGAGGUCACCUCUCCCGAAGAGGAGACGUUCUUCGCGAAGUUCAUGCGCAUCGAUUGGGUCGGCGCCCUCUUGUUCACGGGCGGCGGCAUCACCCUCCUCCUCGCGCUCAACUGGGGUUCCACAGGCGAGUGGUCCUCUGCGCGCGUCAUCGCGUGCUUCGUCGUCUCUGGGGUGCUGUACAUCGCCUGGGUAGCGUGGGAGUACCUUCUCGAGCGCAAGGCUGGAGCAGGUCGGGUGAGCCGCAACCCGCUCGCGAACACGGACCCCAUGAUCCCGCUUGCGCUCUUCAAGUCGUUCGACUUCUGUGUGGCGCAGUACGCGAUCUUCGUGUCCGGCCAGAUCACGCUCGUCAUGUUCUACUUCGUCGCUAUCUUCUUUACGAUCGUCGGUGGGUUGUCGGGCACGGACGCGGGAACCCAAUUGCUGUACUUCGCGCCUGGUCUGGGUGCGGGCUCGCUGUCGUCGCUGGUCAUGGUUAAGCGUCUGCGGCAGCCGAAGAUACCCAUCGUCCUGGGGAAUUUUAUCAUACCAAUUGCGCUGGGCUUGGUUUCGUGGGCCAUUGACCGUAAUGACAAAGGCCAGGUCAACGGUUUCCUCGUCAUGACUGGCGUAGGCGUCGGCAUGACGCUCGGCCCUCUCGUCGUGCACGUUCGUUUCUCGCAGCCUGAACACCGCAACGCUGUCGUCGCCGCACUCACCCUCUUCAGUCGGGCUCUCGGAGGGACGAUCGGCCUCGCGCAAUGUGGUGCCGUCCUCAACGGCAAAGUGACGCACUCCCUCCACGCGCUCGUCCGUUCGGGCACGCUGUCGGCCUCGGAUACCACGCUCCUGCAGGACGGCCUGUCGUCCGGCAUCUCGUCCCUGCAGAGCCUCAGCUCGCUCCCGCCCGAUAUGCAGCAGCUCGUCGAGGACGCGUACCAGCAGGGCACGCGAUGGGCGUUCAUCUCGCUUGUGCCGUGGACGGGCCUUGCGGUGGUGCUGACCCUGUUCCUAUCGAAGAUCCCCGAUACGGGUCGGGGGCGCGCCGAGGUGGCAAAGGCGGAUGUGCAGGAGAAGGAGGCCGCUUCGACUCCGACGGAGGACGCGAAGAGAAUGAACGACACGCAGAGGCCGGGACAAAGUCAGGUAUGAAUUAAUGAGCUGUCCUGGGUUCGACGAACGUUUCUCUGUCUCUGCGGACUCAUCUGUCGCCUUGGGAUAUUCAGUCUACACAUAUACCUUACACUGGCAACCUUUCUCCACUAAACGUCACAAUCCUUCAUGUCUAUCACUGCAUUCUAUGCCAAUGGCUUGUAUUCUUAGUCGCGCACGCACUAUUCUACUCCCGGUCGAUCGGUAACUGCCGAUGAUAGGCUCGGAACCCUUACAAACGAGGAGUGAAGUACAUCAUGUCAUACAACGCAUCUGACUGCACACUCAUAUAACG